GUGUAUCACAUGGCAAAUCUGAUGAAUGGCUGUAACCUUUUUUCCGUGUUCCACGCUGCCGGUGACGUUGAACAACAAAGAUGGCAGGGGGAAACAGCAAUUACUGGGAAGAUCUGCGAAAGCAGGCCCGACAGCUGGAGAACGAGCUUGAUCUGAAACUGGUCUCCUUCAGUAAGCUGUGCACCAGUUAUAGCAGCUCCAGGGAUGGGCGGCGAGGAGGAGACAGUUCGGACACAACUCCACUCCUCAACAACUCCACCCAGGAUAGGAUGUUUGAGGCCAUGUCUGUAGAGAUUGAGCAGCUACUAGCAAAACUCACGGGUAUAAAUGAUAAGAUGGCGGAGUACAGCAGCACGCCAGGCGUCACAUCCCACAAUGCUGCCCUGAUGCACACGCUCCAGCGGCACAGAGACAUCCAUCAGGAUUACACUCAUGAAUUUCACAAAACUAAAUCCAACUUUCUGGCGAUCAGAGAAAGGGAGGAUCUACUGGGAUCUGUCAGAAAGGACAUUGAGACAUACAAGAGUGGUUCCGGAGUGAACAACAGAAGGACAGAGCUGUUUCUGAAGGAGCAUGAGCACCUCAGAAACUCAGACAGACUGAUGGAAGACACUAUAAGCAUUGCCAUGGCAACUAAGGAGAACAUGACCUCGCAGCGGGGGUUUUUGAAGUCCAUACAGAGCAGGGUCAACACUUUGGCCAAUCGUUUUCCAGCCAUCAAUAGCCUUAUUCAGCGAAUCAACUUGAGGAAGAGGCGGGACUCAUUAAUUUUGGGCGGAGUCAUUGGCGUUUGCACCAUUCUCUUGCUGCUUUACGCAUUUCACUGAUGGACAUGGACUCUGACCAAUUGCUUUUUUUUUCCUCUGGCAUACUGCGAGUUGUGGUAGAACCUGGAAGCAUGGACUUAGCGAUAGGAGGACCCAGGAGGCUGCCAAGCAAACGUCCACUUGGCCUAAUCAGAUAAUGGCAUUGAUUGUGGCCAGCAUGGACUUCCUUAUUUGUAUUUAUCAGUGGGAGGGGUGGUAGUUUGGUGCAGUCCAGCAACAUUUUUUGGGUUAUCCUUUCCCCCACAAACACUUCUACUGUGGGGCAAGGAGAGGGGAACAGAGACCAAAUAAGAUGGGGAUGGGACUGACUAAUCUGGAAUUUCUGUUUUUAAACGAGCAAAAUGUAACAAUACAGAGGACAGAGCAACAAGAAAUUGUGCCAUCCAUGGUGAUUUUAUUUUUUCUUUUCUUUCCUUUCCGGAAGACAUUUUGAUGUCAUGGUCCUUUUAGUGGAGGAGGAUGUCCAUCAUGUUAUGUAACCUGUUCAUUAAUAAAUUAUUCAUAUAAAUGUUAAAAAA
This is a messenger RNA of Clupea harengus (Atlantic herring), 1345 nucleotides long. RefSeq names its product golgi SNAP receptor complex member 1 (gene gosr1). The record is from RefSeq and is a predicted model, not a curated record. NCBI's taxonomy places the organism in Eukaryota, Metazoa, Chordata, Actinopteri, Clupeiformes, Clupeidae. Gene Ontology annotation, biological process: endoplasmic reticulum to Golgi vesicle-mediated transport; inter-Golgi cisterna vesicle-mediated transport; vesicle fusion. Gene Ontology annotation, cellular component: Golgi medial cisterna; cis-Golgi network; SNARE complex. Gene Ontology annotation, molecular function: SNAP receptor activity.